Coprinopsis cinerea okayama7#130 is the source of this 1790-nucleotide messenger RNA. RefSeq lists its product as hypothetical. NCBI's taxonomy places the organism in Eukaryota, Fungi, Basidiomycota, Agaricomycetes, Agaricales, Psathyrellaceae. The record is from RefSeq and is a predicted model, not a curated record. The transcript has 7 exons. Bases 39 to 1790 code for a protein of 583 amino acids.
UUCCCUCUGGUUUUAGGCCACAACAACCUGGAAAACGAAUGUACCUGGACUCAAUAGCGACCUUGGAUACACUCUAUGGCCCCAGAAACACGCAAGAUCGACCACCAGCACCAUUCGAGUCUGUUCCCCCAGACUUGCUUAUAGAAUUUGCUUCAUUGCUCGAUUCGCGAAGGGAUAUACUGAAUUUCGGGUUGACGUCAACAAAUGUCUUCUCUCACGUAUCAACUGUGUUGUACGAGAAGAUUACUUUGCAAACAUCCCAGCAAUGUUCCAUUACACUUGGAAUGUUGACAAAACGGCCAGACAUUGCUCGGCACGUUCGAGAACUCGCAUAUGAACCAGAUAGGUCCUGCUCGAGACGGUCGAUGUCCACAACCGACAAUGCCGAGGCAUGUCAAGCAAUCAUCAAGGUCGCGUCGUCCAAACGUUUGGACGCCCUUGUUAGGUUUCAGUGGAACGACGAGGAACUGCCUCAUCACGAGGAUAUGUGGUUCGCCUUGCGUAUGGGGUGCCCUCAACUCCGGUAUAUCGCAACGUCCAUAGGCGCCGUUUUACCGAAUCUAAAUAGCCAUCUAUUCGACUUCACCGAUCUCAAAGGUUUCUCUCUUAUCCUCAAGACUGGGUUCUAUGAAAACCACAACGAUAUGUUCCUCGAUGAGGACCAUCCACUUUCUAAAAAGUUCAAGCGCAUGCUCAUCGAUCGCUGCCCGAAUCUCGAAGAACUUGGCAUAGACGGCUCUUACUCAGUGCCCACAGAUAUGCACUACCUCGUCGAAGGACGAUGGCCUCGCCUACGCAAGCUAACCCUCGGUGACGUCUGCAUCGACUGGUUCCCCCGAUCACUAGGACAAGGCGAAAAACGACCAUUCAUUGCAUUCCUGGAGGCCCAUGAACACCUGGAAUCCCUGAGUUUAUCCAGACACACCAUACAGCCCAUCCACCUAUCCUCCUUAGAUCCCAGCAGCCUCAGCCGCGUGACUUCCUUCUGCGGAACUCACCAACAACUCCAGGCUUUACCUCACAUACACACUUCUCUUAAAUCAGUUACCUUCCGCGACGCGGUAGAGACACGCGAGGUGUCGGCGCCGAUUGUGGCGAGCCUUCUGCGCGAGUUGACCUCUCUAACCGAUCUCAAGAUCUCGUUUACGCUUCAUUCCAUGCUGCGGCACCUCGAGUUGACCUGUGCCCAUAAACCGUCGUUCCAGCUGGAUGCAUUCGCAAAGACGAUUCGAGGCUUCCCCAAGCUCCAAACUCUGAACUUGACGAUCGUCCGGUACCCAGGCGACGAGACCCUCUCGUCUGGUGCAGCAUGUAUCGCGAAAAGCAAUCCACGCCUGAGGCGUUUCUCCUUGACCUUCAUCCCGCCUGUGUACCCCGUGCCUCUACCUUUCUCCAUCGCGUAUCGGACGUUCCCCUUCCCCCUUCCUUCCCGAGCAUCCGGUUCAUUCGAACUCGUGUGCGACGAGCAUGGGCUGCCCAUUACCAUCACUGCCCUCGAGCAUUCCAGGAUGGUGUGGCCUUGGGGUCUCGGGGUGUCGUCCCGGACACGCAAAUACAGCAAGGAUCUUCGACCUGCUGCGUUCUCCAGUGGGGCACGUAAACGGGGGAUCAUGGGGAUCAUGGGGUUGGUCAUGGAGAAAUCGAGUGCGGGGGAAGAGAUCAGGGUGAUGUUGUUUUGUUCGUUGCUCCUCUGUCUGGCACUGUGGGGCUUCAUUAUGAGCGGGAGGCGCAGGGCGUCUGCGGAGGUCGCCAAGUCGUCGAUUCGGACGAUGAUCAAUAACAGUCGGUAA